AUGUCGUUGAACACUACGUCGCACUUGCCGCAGAGGCUCACAGCCCUCGUGGUGUCGGUAUUGGUGGCGUUGGCUGCUGGCACGCCGUAUUUGUACGGAGUGUUUUCCCCCCAGCUUAUCCAGAGGGUGGGUCUCACCAUUUCAGAUUCGGCCACCAUCUCGCUGGCUACGAACUUGGGCUCUGGCCUCGGGGGGUUGCCUGCUGGAUUGGUGAUCGACCACUACGGACCCCACAUCUCCAUCAUGAUCGGCUCCACUGGCAUCUUUCUUGGCUACUUGGCGUUGCACAUCAUCUAUCAACGUGCAAUUGCCAGUCUUCCGUUGAUAUGCAUGUCAAUGGCGUUGGUGGGCUUUGGCUCUAUCACCUGUUUCUUCGCCACAUUGAAGGCUGCUCAAGCCAAUUUUCCCAAGCACAGAGGCACGGCUGGCGCCUUUCCUGUGAGUGCCUUUGGCCUCGCGGCCACAAUCUUCUCGGUGAUUGCAGCUACAUUCUUUAGCGGCAACUCUGGAGGCUUGCUCUUGUUUUUAUCGUUGUGCUGUGGAACUAUUGCCUUCGUGGGUUCGUUCUUCAUCCACGUCUAUCUCGACCAACAGGACCCUGGCGACGAAGAGCAGCAGGUACAGGCUAUCAGUGUACCUCAGGUUUCUUCAGGAUUUUCUGACGAAGAGUCUCCUUUGGUGUCCAGGUCCAAUUCGUCCUAUUCUUUGGCUGCCUUAGACGAAUCUGGCACUAAGCUACUCAAUGGCAAGACUUUAUUUUCGGAUUCUUUCCGGGGUACUAAGCCUUUGUUGGGAGGCAAGGGAGCCUCGGUCAGUUCUAGCACCUUGGAUUCGGAUUCUACGCUUCGUAGUAUCCCUGAGCUGCCCAAGAGUGAGACAUUAUUGAAUACCAAGAAUAAUCUGCAAACUGGCCUGGCCCCCGGUGCUUCAAAGAGAGUUCCUAUCAUCCAGAUAUCGCAGCCACAGAUUGAGUCCCGACCAACCAGGCCGUUGGAUGUAAUAAGAGAUAGACUCACCGAUAGAGUUUUUUUGACACAUUUCUUGGCUGUUAGUUUGAGCAGCGGAAUCUGUCAGAUGUAUAUCUAUUCAGUGGGAUUCAUUGCAACAGCCCAAUAUUACUAUGAUCCUGAACAUGGUCAGACUCAACUAUUUGCAAGAGCCGUUGCGGCAAUUACUGGUGGAGCCCCUAUUUCAGGCGGAGCAGCUGCAUUGCAGGCUGUCCAAGUCUCAGUGAUAUCAUUGGCUUCAUUCUCAGGCAGAUUGAUAGCAGGAUUCUUGAGUGACUACAUUCACAAAAAGUUUCACAUUUCGAGAUUGUGGAUCGUUGCGGCAACUUCUGUUGCUUUGGCAGUUGGACAAUUCAUAAAUAUCCACAAUGUUAAUAAUCCUCAUCUUGUUAGCAUCGCCUCCGCGUUGAUAGGAGGCUGUUAUGGAUUGGCAUUCGGUACUUAUCCUGCGGUGAUUGCAGACCAGUUUGGAACCAAGACAUUUUCUACAAGUUGGGGGUUGAUCUGUGUGGGGCCAUUGACCGUCUUGUUCAGUUUAAACAAGUUCUUUGGCUACUUGUAUGACUCCAAUUCUGAUCCCGCAACAGGGAUCUGCUACAAGGGAAACGAAUGUUAUAAAGGUGCAUUUGAAAUAAGUUUCAGUUUGUGCUUUCUCCUUCUUGUUGUGGUGUUGAUUUUGAUUUCCAUUGAUAAGAAGAAGAGAUAG
Molecule: messenger RNA, 1713 nt
Organism: Suhomyces tanzawaensis NRRL Y-17324
Lineage: Eukaryota; Fungi; Ascomycota; Pichiomycetes; Serinales; Debaryomycetaceae
Exons: 1
Coding region: 1-1713 (570 amino acids)
Biological process (GO): transmembrane transport
Cellular component (GO): membrane
Molecular function (GO): transmembrane transporter activity
Source: RefSeq, a predicted model, not a curated record